Colletotrichum truncatum is the source of this 1122-nucleotide messenger RNA. RefSeq lists its product as uncharacterized. Lineage: Eukaryota; Fungi; Ascomycota; Sordariomycetes; Glomerellales; Glomerellaceae. The record is from RefSeq and is a predicted model, not a curated record.
AUGAGUACUCGCCUCGACCGGAAUACCAGAAUCCAGUCGAAGAGCCCCUCCCCGUCUCCUCGAGGCACCCAAAAUAUGGUUCAGACCAUCCGCACAGUACCCAGCUUCGAAGCCGUGAGUGACACGAGCUCCGACACCCAUUCACGAAACUCUGCCUUCUCCAGCUCCGUCAACAGCAACGCGAGCGGUGUCAGCAUGUCAUCAAACCACCAAGACAGAUCCCCUCCGAGCGUCAAGCUAAAAUCCGAUUGGAGCAGCAACAGCCUCGGUGACCCCACGGCCAAAGUGAGGGAAGAAUCGCCUUCCAUGAUGGAUGACGAGAACCCCGUUGCCGCCGACGCGCAAGGCGGCGCGGGAUGGGACUCGACGAUCGGCAAAGCGGGACUGGGAAAGACGGGGCGCGUCAUCAACAAGCUGGUCAGCGACAACGAGGCUCUCAAGCGCGACAUUCAGAUCGAGCGGUUACGGGCCGAGGAGGCAAAACAGGCCGCCAAGUUGGUCGAGGACAAGAUGGAGCGUUUAAUCAGCGACUACGAGAGCCGUCUCCUUGAAGCGAGCGUCACAAAGACCCUCCUGAGUCGCAAGGAGCGCCAGGUCGAGACACUCAACGCAAAUGUCGAUCUCGAAAAGAAGCGCACCGCAGCUGCGCAGGAAAAGGAGCGCUCUUGGCGCGACGAGAUGGAGAAGAUGCGCUCCAGCACAACAAAGCAGGUUGAGGACGCCAACACCCACGCCGCACUGAUGGAGGGGCGUUAUAACGCCAUCAGCUCGCACUGGAAGGACCAAGGCGACGAGGUGAAGCGUGCGCACCUGAAGCUCCGCGCCGAGAUUGCCGGUCUCGUGGAGGAGAGGAAACGAGACGACGACAAGAUCACGGCGCUGAGGGACCUAUGCGAUCAGCAGGAUGGCAACAUCAAGGAACUGCGGCGGCAGAAGGAGGAGAUGGAGAAGAAGUUUGCGGACUAUAAAGAGCAGCAAGAGGUGGCCCUGAAGGACAUCAAGGCCGGAGCGGCAGAGCGGGAAGCAGAGCAAGAGAAGCUGCUCGAGGAAACGAGGUCGACGUUGGCCAGGUUGAAAUGGGCACUCAACGUCAAGGAGAACGUCAAGGAUCUGCUGCAAUAA